Molecule: messenger RNA, 4076 nt
Organism: Diatraea saccharalis (sugarcane borer)
Lineage: Eukaryota; Metazoa; Arthropoda; Insecta; Lepidoptera; Crambidae
Source: the annotation of a GenBank genome assembly
GUCAGUUUGACUGUUUUUCGUCGUGUUUUUCUAAUUCUUUGCGUUUCUGUUUUUAUUGAAUUACACUGUCAAUAAUCUAAUAAAAGCCUGUGACUUAAUUUAUAUAGUGGUUUUGAAGCAGUAAUGGAAACAAACUAAAGUAGGUUUAAGUUAUAGUGACCCGUUUCCAAAAUGACUACUCUACUUUCCGCAGAACUUUCAGCUACUUGCAACGCUUUAGGAACUUUUGAUAAAAAAUCAGAAAAGUAUUUAAUAGACGAUUUUACACUUAACACGGUAAAAGAUUUGAUUAGAUAUCUUCGAAGAGAUGGAGAAGAUCAUGAAAUUAGAAGACAUUUUGGUCAAACUAAAGUAUUACAAACUGAUUUGAUACCAAUGCUGGUUACUCAUUGGGAAAAUGAAGAAUUAUUCGAUGUAACAUUAAGGCUACUAGUUAAUUUGACCAAUCCAGCGUUGUUAUUAUACAGAGAGGAGGUACCUGUUGAAAGAACUGCACGCCACAAUUACUUGCAAAUCUUGUCUCAUUUGCAAUCUUACAAGGAAGAGGCAUUUACAAAGGUGGAAACAUGGAAUGUGUUUGCCAAAAAAUUAGCUAAAGUAUUAGAAAUUGAUUGGAGUGAGCGAGAUGAAGACACGGGCCUGGUAAUUGAAAGAAUAUUGAUUCUGAUUAGGAACAUAUUACAUGUGCCUGCUGAUCUAGAUAAAGAAAGGAGGCCAGAAAAUGAUGCGAGUAUACAUGAUCAAGUACUCUGGGCUCUAAAUCAAGCUGGUAUUCUUGAUAUAAUAUUGUAUAUGUCAUCUGAAAACGAAAAACAGUAUUUCAUGCACAUCCUAGAAAUAAUAUCUCAUUUAUUGAGAGAGCAAAAUCCAAAUAGUUUAGCCGAUGCAGCAUUACAGAGGAGCGUAGAUGAAAAACUCAGAGAUGAGCAAGAACUUCUUUCAUUGAGAAUGACAGAAAACAAGAACAGAAUAAAUAAAAUUAAACAAUAUUCAGCAUCAAGGCAUUCGCGUUUCGGUGGCACCUAUGUUGUUCAAAACAUGAAAUCAUUAUCUGAAAAUGAAAUUAUAUGCUUGAAACCUUUAAAUAAAAUAUCAAAUUUAGAUUUUAGUGGCAGUAAAAAAUCAAAAUUUAUAAGACCAAAAAAUAGAAGACCUGUGGAAAGUGGCACAAUGGAAAGGAGAUCGGCAUUUGCUAUUAGAUUAUUUUUGAAAGAAUUUUGUAUAGAAUUUUUAAACAGCUCCUAUAACCCUUUGAUGCAUUAUGUGAAAGAUGUUCUAGUCAGAGCUAGGGCUCAGCAAAAUGAUGAGUCUUACUACUUAUGGGCUGUGAAAUUUUUCAUGGAGUUCAAUAGAGGAUAUAACUUCCAAGUAGGCCUAGUCAGUGAAACCAUGUCUGUACCCAUGUUUCAUUAUGUACAGCAACAAAUGGAGAAAUAUUAUGACAUGAUUAAAUUAGAGAAGAAGAAAUUCACCCCUUGGGUUAGACGGCUCCAUUUGUCUCUGAGAGCAUACAAAGAACUUUUAAAUACAUUGUUAGCAAUGGAAAAAACCACAGAUCAAUCGGUCAAAGAUUCUGCAAAAGUUCUUAAAAGUAAUAUAUUUUAUGUUCUUGAAUAUAGAGAGUUCAUACUUGAUACAGUAUUGAAUUUUGAUGAAAAUAAAAUGCCCAGAUCGUAUCUUGUUGACUUAAUAGAAACAGUACAUUUGUUUUUAAAAAUGCUAGAACAUUACUGCAAGAAAACUGGUUUAGUGGUACAGAAAAAAGUAAGAAAGAAAACUAAAUCUAAAAAGCGGAAACAGCCGGUUGCUCGUCGCGUGGUUGAGCGUAUUGCACCUACUUGGGAAGAGGUCCGCGCUCAAUUGGCGGUGGUGCUCAGUGCCGACGUGCAAGAACAUCCGCCGCCGUUCGAUGCCGCCUCCGACGUUCCUAUAGACCAACAAAAAGAGGAUUGUAUGAAGAAUAUUCAAAAACACAUGAAGGUACAUAAGUUUGAAGAUGCUGUGGGAAUGUUUAGAGCAGCAAGAGAUGUGUGGCCUGAAGAUGGUAUAUUCGGUGAAAUCGGUAUACAAGCAGACGAAGAACUCAACAUGCUAGAAACCAUAUAUAAUACUGAUUUAGAUAUCGAAUUAACAGACGAAGUUAUUAACGACACCGAAGAAGCAUCACAGAUAAACUCUGAAUAUGAGGAUGAAGAAGAAGGUGAAGAAGAGAAGACUUCAGCUGUAGUCGAAACUAAUUUUGAUUUUAAUGACUUCGUCUUAAGGUUUUGUAAUGCCCGUGUAGUGAAUGCAUGUAUAUCAUUGCUGGAACGCUACGAUAAAAAUCUUCCACACACAAACCACUGUAUAAUGAAAAUGCUGCACAGAAUAGCUUGGGACUCUAAAUUACCAACGAUGAUGUUCCAAGCAACUUUAUUUCUUAUUUUCCAAAAGAUAUUUGACAAUCCAAUGCCACAGUAUAAGGAAAUAGAGAAAUUCGCAAUCUUCAUCUUUAGAAAAUUUACCGAAGUAGCUUCGAGAAAUCCUAAAGUAUAUAUCGAGUUACUCUUUUGGAAGGACUCCAAAGAUGCGAUUGAUAUUGAACAGGGUUAUGACAUUUCCACCAAUCAAAGGGACAAGCCCGGCGUAGGUUCGUGGACUCUCGAACAAGAGGAGGAACUGAGGACACUUUAUAUGGAAAACCAGACUAACCCCGCCACAAAUCAAGAUGUCAUAGACUGGAUUCUGGAAAAUUUAAUCGACCAGACUCGUACUCGCCGAGGCGUGAUAAAGAAACUUAAGGAACUCGGACUGAUAUUCAAAGCACCUACUAAGCGAAGUAAUCGAGAGAAUGCCAAGGAGAAAACACCAAAAGUGUUUAGUGAAGAGGAGGAUUGUCUAUUAAAAGAGUUGUGGGAACAAUACGGAGAUUCGCAAGAUCCAAUGAGCGUAAUAAUAGCACGUAUGCCGCGUAAACGUCAAAAGCGUAGCUAUGUAGACAGAAUGCUCGAGUUGGGCAUUAUAAAAGAUAAGAAUGAAUGCCGUAAAAAGAGGCAAAAGAAAUCGAACGCUAAAAGCACUGAAACAGACGACGAUAAAUCCGACGACGGCAGCCAAUCAGAAUCUGAUUCGGAUUCAGAUAUUAGCACGAGGUCUCCACCCCCACAGACUAAAGUCAAACCGACCAAAAAAUCGAAAAAGCCUAAUGAAACUAAUAGAAGUAAAAGAAAAGCAAAAGUAGAACUUACGGCUAACGAAAUUGCGAAACUAUUAGUGGAGGCCGUUGAUAGCGGACUGAUUGAAAGUCUAAAAUGGCUGGCGGAAAAUUUGGAAGAAGUGGCUUUGGAUCAAGAAGCCGAAGGGUAUAAUCCGAACUCGGAAGGGACGCCUCUUGUACCAAUUUCGGAAGAAGCAGUCGACGCAAUGGAAAACGAAUUAUUUCAGCGAGUACUGAAAGGCGUGGGCGUCACUCCGCCUAGCGAUGAACAAGAAGCUUAUUGGAGAAUACCCAGUGACUUACAUUUCGAAACUAUCAGAAAAAGGAGGGAAAUAAUAAUAAAAGCAGUUAACAAAGAACUUAUAAUAGAUACAUCUGUGAUUGCGCUCACGGAAGUGAAAGUAACAGAAACAGACAAUAACACUAAGGAUGAUUCAAGUGAUGACGACAAUUUGUUUGAUAGUUUACGCAAACUACGCGAUAACAAUUCGGCCAUAUUGCAAAAUGAGAGCAAUGGAAGCCUAACAAAAUCUAUGGAUGUUAAACGUAAUAAUAAACGCAGUCGCAGCGUCGACCCUGAAGAGAAAAGCGGCAGAGAGAAAAUGCAGAAAAUAGAUGAAGGUGAUGAAGACAGUUAUAAGGAUGAAGAUGAAGACAUUUUAACGUUUGCUAAGAAAACGCUCCAACACGAAGAUUUGCCGGACACUGAAGAUAUUUUGAUUGGCAUCCCGACAUCUAACGAUGACAGUGAUAAAGAAGACGAAGAUAUCGUAUUACCGAUGAAGCGUGAUAAAAAACGUCGAAUUGUGAUUGAUGAUGAUUCCGAUUAGCCGAUCGAUCAUAUGGAUGUAUGUUAAUAAACGCAUUUUCUUAAAUUCUU